Molecule: messenger RNA, 3633 nt
Organism: Hipposideros armiger (great roundleaf bat)
Lineage: Eukaryota; Metazoa; Chordata; Mammalia; Chiroptera; Hipposideridae
Gene: GPRC5C
Product: G protein-coupled receptor class C group 5 member C
Exons: 5
Coding region: 827-2155 (442 amino acids)
Biological process (GO): G protein-coupled receptor signaling pathway
Cellular component (GO): plasma membrane; signaling receptor complex; intracellular membrane-bounded organelle
Molecular function (GO): protein kinase activator activity; G protein-coupled receptor activity
Source: RefSeq, a predicted model, not a curated record
GGGGCAGGGUUCGGAGUCACGGCCCACGCGUCCCGCAGCGCAGACACCGCGGGGGCCGGGUUAAAUGCUGUACCUCGGGGAACAGGAGCGUGAAGGCUAAUUAGGACAAGUCGGAACAAGGAACAGGGACACGGAAAGGGGAGGCGCGCUCAGAGUUGGGCCGACUCUGGGGGGCAGCGUCGCAGCAAACCCAGGCGCGGGGUAGUCAUCUCCCGGGCGACCUUUGCCCACCAUCCUGGGUGGUUCUGAGCUCAGCCCAUCGUAUGAGGGGCGCGCACAGUGGUGUUCUCACGCACACUUGGUGGCCUGGGUGCUGGGGAAGGACCACGCGUGCAAGAGCGGACGCGCGGUGUGUGGUGCGUCCACGUGUGCAAGCUCGGGGCGAGGAGGGGGCGCAGCGGGCGUGACAAAGGCGGACUUUGUGUGAGAGUGCGCCUUCCUCCAGCCCGGAGCAGCGAACUGUGGCCGGCGGGUGUCUCACGGGGGAGCCCGGACGAAGGUGACAAAGGCCAGAUGGACGCCACGGAGAGACGCACCCAGGCGGCCCCCGCGCGUAUCUGUGCGCCCGCGCGCUAGAACAUGCGAGGAGGGAGGGUCCGCCCGCGAGGUGCGCCGGGUGGCACCCCCAAACUGCUUUCCGGAGAGAAAGCCCAGUCCAGAAAGUGAGCGCGCGUGAGUGUGCGCGCGCCCGCAUGCGGGGGCGUGGCAGUAAACAGCAACAACUCACUUGCCAGCGCUGCCAGAAACUCCCGAUCUCCCUCCUGGGCCGGAAAGUGCGACUCGCCGGAGCCUGGAGGGACCCGUGGGAGCCGGCCUGGGAGCCAGGAUGGCCAUCCACAAAGCCUUGCUGACGUGCCUGGGACUGCCUCUCUUCCUGUCCCCAGGGGCCGAGGCCCAGAACCAUGCGCCACCUGGCUGCAGCCCGGACCUCAACCCCCUCUACUACAACCUGUGUGACCGCUCUGGGGCUUGGGGCAUCAUCUUGGAGGCCGUGGCUGGGGCGGGCGUCGUCACUACUUUUGUCCUCACCAUCAUCCUUGUGGCCAGCCUCCCCUUUGUGCAGGACACCAAGAAGCGGAGCCUUCUGGGGACCCAGGUGUUCUUCCUGCUGGGAACCCUGGGUCUCUUCUGCCUCGUGUUUGCCUGCGUGGUGAAGCCCGAUUUCUCCACCUGCGCCUCCCGGCGGUUCCUUUUCGGGGUCCUGUUCGCCAUCUGCUUCUCCUGCCUGGUGGCCCACGUCUUUGCCCUCAAUUUCCUGGCCCGGAAGAACCACGGGCCCCGGGGCUGGGUCAUCUUCAUCGUGGCUCUGCUGCUGACCUUGGUGGAGGUGAUCAUCAACACGGAGUGGCUGAUCAUUACGCUGGUCCGGGGAGGAGGCGAGGACGGCCCUCUGGGCAACGGCAGUGCCGGCAGGGCGGCGGCCUCCCCGUGCGCCAUUGCCAACAUGGACUUCGUCAUGGCGCUCAUCUACGUCAUGCUGCUGCUGCUGGGGGCCUUCACGGGGGCCUGGCCCACCCUGUGUGGCCGCUUCAAGCGCUGGCGUAAACACGGGGUCUUCGUGCUGCUCACCACGGCCACCUCCAUAGCCAUCUGGGUGGUGUGGAUUGUCAUGUACACCUACGGCAACCAGCAGCACAACAGUCCCACCUGGGACGACCCCACGCUGGCCAUUGCCCUCGCGGCCAAUGCCUGGGCCUUUGUGCUCUUCUAUGUCAUCCCUGAGGUGUCCCAGGUGACCAAGGCCAGCCCAGAGCAAAGCUACCAGGGGGACCUGUACCCCACCCGGGGUGUGGGCUACGAGACCAUCCUGAAAGAGCAGAAGGGCCAGAGUAUGUUCGUGGAGAACAAGGCGUUUUCCAUGGACGAGCCAGCCUCAGCCAAGAGACCGGUGUCACCAUACAGUGGGUACAACGGGCAGCUGCUGACCAGUGUGUACCAGCCCACGGAGAUGGCCCUGAUGCACAAAGGCCCGUCCGAAGGAGCUUACGACGUCAUCCUCCCACGGGCCACCGCCAACAGCCAGGUGAUGGGCAGUGCCAACUCAACCCUGCGGGCUGAGGACAUGUAUGCGGCCCAGAGCCACCAGGCGGCCACACAACCAAAAGAUGACAAGAACUCUCAGGCUCAAUCCCCACAAAAUAAAACGAGAUGGUAGACGCCCUGUUCCCUGGACUGCACAUCGUCCUGAUGUCCUCAUUCCUGUGUCCAGGCUGGGCAGAUCCCAGCACCUUUCCCGCCCUUGUCAUUGGAGCUGGGAGGGCCCGGAGGCCACCGACCUGGAGCAGUGGACUGAGGGGGGAUGGCUGGGGCUCUAGGACCACCCCUCUUCCUGCCCUGCCUAGCUUUUCCUGGUCCCCAAGUGACUGAGGCCACCAGGAGCUGUCUGCAUACAAGCCUGCCUCCAUCCCCCUCGUGACACCCUCCCCCAUAUCACAGCCCCGGUGUCCUCAUGCUGUGGGUCUCCAGAUGGCCAUCCUCAGAUGCUCCUGUCGUCACACCAUGGGCCUUCCUGGCCAUGUUUUGGUGUCCACCAUCAGCUUGCCCCGCUCUGUGCCUAGGUGAAUCCAGGUGAACUCCUCCGUGAGUUUUUGGAGCCACACCGUGGCGGGAGUUAGCCCCGGGCCUUCUGCCACCACCUGGACUGUGGAAGGCCACUGAACUGGGGCAGAGCUCAUUCGAGGCCUGGACAGACACCACUCCUCUUCAUGGCCUGCGGGUCUGGGAUCUGAGCCCCUGUGGUGCUUCACUCCAUGCCCCAUGACCCCCCAUGCCUUCCCCACCUUCGAUGAACUGGGUUCCAUCAAGAUACAAGAUGGGGGUUGGGCUGCAUUCUCAGGGACCAGUUGGGCAUCUUGGACCACGUGGACUAGAGUCUAGGCCUCUUCCUGGACAGACCUGUGGGACUUAGGAAGGCCCCUUAGGUAAGUGGCGUCCAGGACUGAACAUUGUACCUUUCCGGAUGGGCAGAUAUGUAGGUUUCUACCUCACCGUGGGCACCUCAAUGUGCUGGCGCUGCUCUGCUCACCCAGGACAUGCUCCAGAGGGUCCUGACGGCCACCAGGGAAGUGAGGGACAUCCGUUGGACCUGAAUGUUGCUGGCACCAAGGACAGAGAUGUGCACAGCUCCAGACCCGGGAACAUCUCUAGAUUGUCUCCCUGGCUUUGCCCUGCCAUCUGGUACCAGACACAGCAGGUUUUUCUGGGGUGGGGGCCUCCCCAGGUGUGCCCCUGGAGCUCAGGUCUCAGCCCAGCAUCACCAUCGCCUCUGGGUGCCAAGAUGAGGGUGAGGACGAGCAGCGGAGGUGGGCUGGGUUGUGCCCAACUUCACCCUAGGCUCAGUCCCAGCUCCAGUGCCACCCUCCUGCCCCCAGCAGCCUGUGCCUUUGUCACUGGAGUAUUUCUCUAGAGCUAGAUGGGUGAACAGGCCCUGUUGCAAGUAAGGCUGUAUACCCACGUGUGACAGUCUCCCCGUUUGCUAUCCGUUGUGCAGGGUCACUCAGUUCCAAGAAUGGAGUGUAACUUCCCUCUGAUAGAAGGGAAGGGGGGAGCUCUGUGCACCUCAGACGUCUCUUGAUCUAGGCUAGUGGCCCUAAGAUCCCUUACGGUGAAUAAAGGCACUAUUUUGCUUUUCGA